GUGUAAUUUCGACGUCGAUAUGGCUCACAUCUAGACUAACGAGCGGCUGAGUAAUGGCUAAGAACAGCUGGUGAAAGGACGCUGUAUCGCGUGCAAGCCGACAAGACAGUUGGCCCAGUUUACCAAUCUCCACACUAAGUGCACAAUCGACAUUAGUCAAUACUUAAUCACAGCUCGGAAGCCAGACAACCUAAUGAUAGUGCGACGCGUUCUCGAUGCUUGAGUGUGACUCGCUAGAAAAGUUCCCAAUCGGGUUGGAGCAGUUAUUAAUAAAAUCCCGGCCGUGCGCUAUCAGCCCAGUACCCGUCCCAGUCCAGAGUUCACCCAGAAUUCCCGAUUAACGAAAAUGGAGCGCAUUCUACGGGGUAUCAUGCGAUAUCGCAACUCAAGUCGGAUACAAAUGGUGAAGGAGUUUCAGUACGUCCGCGAUAAUCCAGAGCCAAAGGCGGUCUUCUUUACAUGCAUGGACAGUAGGAUGAUCCCCACUCGGUUCACUGAAACACACGUUGGAGACAUGUUUGUUGUGCGUAACGCCGGAAACGUAAUCCCACAUUCUCACCACUUUGUCGAUGAGUUCUUCAGCUGCGAACCGGCUGCCUUGGAACUAGGAUGCAUCGUCAAUGAUAUUCGACACAUUAUUGUGUGCGGACACAGUGACUGUAAGGCGAUGAACCUACUAUACAAACUAAAGGACCCAGAAUUUGCAUCCCUCGACAAUCGACGUCUAUCCCCUUUGAGAUCCUGGCUCUGUACGCACGCACAAUCCAGCUUGGACCGCUUUCAAAAAUGGGUUGCAGGAGGAAUGAAGGACCCACUAAUAUUUUCAUCAGAAACUCCUCUACGCAAAUUCGUAGCCUAUAUCGAUCCGGAGAACAAAUUCGCCAUCGAGGAUAAACUAUCACAAAUCAACACACUUCAACAAUUAUCGAAUGUCGCGUCCUAUGGCUUCCUGAAGCAUCGUCUCGAGCAACAUGACCUCCACAUCCAUGCUUUGUGGUUUGAUAUCUACACAGGAGACAUUUAUUUCUUCAGUCGAGGAGCGAAACAGUUCGUUCACGUGGAUGAAUCGACCGUUGGUAAGCUCCUGCAGGAAGUGAAUCGCUACUACAGCUAGGAUAAGACCUUUGAAAAGACUGUGAUAAAUGGAUAACUUAAGUAACCAGUGACGUAGGAAUAGGAGAUGAGAUUGUUGUACAAUAUCCUUACGAUGAGAUGUAUUUUGCUACUGGUGGAUAUUUCAUUACAAAGUGUAAAUGUGGGUGUUCAUAUCUUAACAUAUUUGCCAAUUCAAUGAGCCUUUCUACUGAUAAGGGCACGGCAGUUUUGUUGUAGGGAUAAAUAUCCUCACUUCGUAUCCUUAUCAAUGCUUAGAACAAAUUUUCAUAUCCGCAUCGAACUAAAUUCAAAACCGAUCAUAAAAUAAUAUUUUGGUAGAAACAAUCUAUUUAAGAUAUUCUCCAUUUUGUACGUACUUUUAUACCAUGUUGUUGUUGCGUGUAUCUUCUGCAAAUAUACUAUUUAUUAGUUUGCUUUGAAAAAA
Hermetia illucens (black soldier fly) is the source of this 1540-nucleotide messenger RNA. It is a transcript of the gene CAHbeta, whose product is annotated as beta carbonic anhydrase 1. Gene Ontology annotation, molecular function: zinc ion binding; carbonate dehydratase activity. Bases 347 to 1114 code for a protein of 255 amino acids. The record is from RefSeq and is a predicted model, not a curated record. The transcript has 4 exons. Lineage: Eukaryota; Metazoa; Arthropoda; Insecta; Diptera; Stratiomyidae.